CGAAUCUGGAACGACAUCUUUUCCCAAGAGGUAGCUAUGGAACUGUCCAAGUCGACACAACGUAAUCUCUUACAAUUUUUGCUUAAUGAUUCGGGCAACCCUUGAUAAUAAGAUAUUCAAUUCCAGAUGAGCAGCAUUAGUCCUUGUUAAAACUAGGACUUCGUCACUCCCGACUUGAGCUAAACUCUGUAUUAUGAAAUCUGACUGCACUAAAUAAUCCCUUAGACCAAAUUCAGUCACCAGUUCUGGCUAUGGACAGAGAAAUAUGGAAUCUGUCGCCAAAUUCAUUAAAGAAAAUUACAUGAAUUUAUUUUAAACGCGCGAAUUACAAACCUUUCUGUGUCUUGCUACUCGUUCAUGACAUAUAACAAUGUUUCCUUUGAUGUGGCUAUAUUUUGUGGUAGAUGUCACUGUCCUAAGAACAGCUGCAAGUAUACAGAUAGAACAAAGGUACCAAGUUGAUCUCGUUGAGGGACUUCGAGUUUUCAACGCUACUUACACAGGGCUAACUGUAGUUGAAGGUUUUCAUAAGUUAACUCCAGCAGUCAAGCUAACAGGAGUCUCUAGGCAACUUCUCCUGCCACAAGAAAUUUUCAGCAAGGCAGCUGGACUUCUUGCUACAAGUAACGAGUUCACAUUCAUGGUUACACUUAAGCAAGAGAGGAGAAACACGGGGACAUUGUUUGGAUUUUCGGAUGGAAACGACAGGUUUCUGGAAAUACAGAGCAGUGGACGAAAAGACGAAAUACGACUGCAUUAUACCAACAAUAAUAUGAUUUAUGUAGAAACAUUUCCUUACCGCUUAGCUGAUGACAAAUGGCACCAGGUGGCCUUGUCCGUUAGUGGCAAUGCUGUCGAUUUAUUUGUAGACUGUAAUCGUAUUUAUAAACGGGUAAUAUCUGAUGUUGAUCGAAAUAUUUCUUCAAGAAACACCUCGUUGUGGCUUGGGCAAAGAACUUCUCACCAGUUUCUAUUUCAGGGAAUUUUGCAAGAUGCCAAAAUUAUUGGAAAAUCUCAUGGAUAUAUUGUACAGUGUCCUCAUCUUGAUACAGACUGUCCGACUUGUGGCCAGUUCAGAAUGUUACAGAUGUCGGUCCUGAACUUGGAAAAUUAUAUGAAAACAUUAGCAGAAAAAUUAGCCCAAGCAGAAAAGAGGCUUUCAGCUGUAGAAGAAUGCGAAUGUCGAAAAAACUGUCAUGUGAAUGGAAGUAUUCGUCUGGACGGCUCCUCAUGGGAAAUCGGCUGUGAAAUCUGCUCAUGUGUGAAGGGAAACAGUACGUGCCACCGUAAGUCCUGUAAUCCAGUACUAUGUAAAAAUCCUGUUCAACUUCCAGGACAAUGUUGUCCCACGUGUUUGAAGAAGUGCCUAAUUGAUGGAAAGCUGUACGACCAUGGAGACGAAGAGAACCGAAGACCAUGUCAGAGAUGCUAUUGCAAUAAUGGCAACAUGAACUGCGAAAAGCUUCAGAAAUGUCCACCAUUGCCUUGUCCAGUUGAAGAUUAUAUUUAUGUCGAAGGGAAAUGUUGUCCAACUUGUAAAGACACAGACUACUGCUCACAGGGUCAUGACUGUCACAUUAAUGCCACCUGUUUUAACCUUCAUACAAACUACACGUGCUACUGUAAAGAAGGAUACCAGGGAAAUGGAAGAGACUGUAAAGAUGUGGAUGAAUGCCUCCAGAAUGGCGGACACAAAGGACACUAUUGCAGAGAAAACACUAGGUGUGUUAACUUACCUAGCACUUAUUCUUGUGAGUGUCUUCCUGGUUACAAACGAGAAGAUGAUUACUACUGUGCAGACGAGGACGAAUGUGUUAUUGGUCGACACAGUUGUGAUGUAAAUGCCAUUUGCAAGAACACAGAAGGAAGCUACCAGUGCCAGUGUAUAGAGGGAUACGUCGGGAAUGGACUUUCCUGCAAACCUGUGUGUAAUGAGACCUGUUUGAACGGUGGUCAGUGUGUAGCACCAGGGAUCUGCUCAUGUCGUCAAGGUUACACGGGUCCCAGUUGUGAGCUUGAUAUUGAUGAGUGUAACUUGGAAAUCCACCAAUGUCAUCCUAACUCAGAAUGUAUUAAUAUGCCCGGAUGGUACUACUGCCUCUGUCGACCAGGUUAUGAGAACAAACUAACUGACAAUUAUCGUGGCGUUAUGUGUCAAGAUAUCAACGAAUGCACCAGUAACUCGCAUACAUGCCACCAUUCAACUGUCUGUGUCAAUAAAGAAGGAGGUUAUAAGUGUGACUGUAAAGAAAAUUCUACGUGUUCCCUAAAUUGUAUGUAUUAUGGAACCGAAACACGAGAUGGCGAGACUUGGUUAGCAGCAGAAUCGACUUGCACAGAGUGCUCGUGUAAUAGUGGUGUUGUCACGUGCCAGAAACAGACGUGUGAUUGUAGCAGGACUGACAUUGAUCUAGGGUGCUGCCCGCAGUGUGACGUCACGACUUUCUGUCGUCAUCAGGAAGUGCCAAGAAUAUUUCGUAAUGGAGAACGCUGGGUUUAUCAGUGUCAAGUUUGCGAAUGUUUAUUUGGAGAGGUUGACUGCUGGGAGCAAGAGUGUCCACCGGUGACGUGUAAUCAUCCCGUUAGAUACGACGAUGACUGUUGCCUCCGUUGUAAAGAUGAUGUUUGCAGUUCGAAAACUUUCACUAGUGAUGAAAGCAGUGGUAAUGUCACAACAAAUGUCUACCACGGUCGAGGCUGUACGUACAACGGACAGUUGUAUCAGUUAAGGGUACCAGUCCUUGCCAAUCGUGACCCCUGUAUCUCCUGCAACUACGAGGGUAAGAACACCCAACGCUUGGUGAGCAGUAAGGCCUAUAGAUCACUUGGGCCGGACAGCUGUGCUGCGUGUAAGCUUCUAAUUGUAAUGACAAGUCUAUUAGCAACAGCAAUUUUACCCCUACGGACAGACAUAAGCACAUCAAGUAAAGUUUUCUACAUGAGUCUUACCCAUACCUUCUCAAAACCAAAGCAAUGGAUAUGGAAUAUUGUGCGGUAUCGUGAGCGAAAUAUCCUAACACCAAAAAAACUCCAACAUGUUGAAGGCCAAACAUACAUUCCUCAUUCACAGACCUAGGACCAAAAUGUAGAGACUCCCAAAAGAAAGAACUCGAGUAGUAGUUAGGGGGGAAUGUUGAUGAUAAUAGAAACCACGACAUCAAUAUGAUGUAGACUGUGUACCAGAAGACAGCGCAGUACUAAAUGGGUUACUAUUUUGUGUGUGAGUGUUAUUCAUGGAACAAAGAGUAAUGAAUUAGAAGUAAGUAAGUAAUAAUAGAUAGAAACGUGGAUGAGUUAAAAGUCAUAGUUUUACCUGCAGCUCACAACCAGCAUUUUCUCUGACUUGCUCAGAUGUUGAAAAGAAUGUUUGGAGAAAACCACAUUUUAUUGAUAUAAUGCUAAACAAUUGAUAUUGUGGCAUAUUCGAAGAUAAUUUAUAUUGUUUCUCUUGUGUGGUGAUAUUUAAAAUGUACAGAGUUUUGGGUGUCAUUCAAAUAUUAUCGUCUCCAGCAGGAUGUAUAAGCGUUUUGCAGAUAUUUAUUUUAAACAUUUACUUUGGGAAACACUGUAUAAUAAUGAUGACUGAAGAAUGUAAAAGGGUUGUUAACUGUGGCUAGUAUUACUUGUUACACACUGAGCUGUAAAUUUCUAUAUACAAGUGUGUGUACAUAAGAACUGUUGACUGAUACCCUGUUUGUUGUAUUUAAUGUAUCUCCUAUAUUUUCUCUAACUUACAUUUACCAUGAUUGUAAUUGUGUAAAAAAACAUAUGUAUAUUAUGUGAGUAAUUCAGGCUUUAUUUUAAGUAAGUGUAUAGACAGAUUUAAG
Messenger RNA from Limulus polyphemus (Atlantic horseshoe crab), 3827 nucleotides. Its product is annotated as protein kinase C-binding protein NELL1-like. The record is from RefSeq and is a predicted model, not a curated record. Bases 371 to 3076 code for a protein of 901 amino acids. NCBI's taxonomy places the organism in Eukaryota, Metazoa, Arthropoda, Merostomata, Xiphosura, Limulidae. Gene Ontology annotation, molecular function: protein binding; calcium ion binding. The transcript has 20 exons.